UGCUGAUCAGAAUCCUCCAUUCAAGCAUUGCUGAAGUAGCUCGGCUACAGUACCAACGCCAAAGGGCCAUCAAAGUCGAUGCACAUCUUCCUUGUCCGAGCAGGCUUUCUUGUGUAGGAUAGCACGCAUUCCUGCCCCGCUGACGGUAGGCAAUUGCGUCAAAAGGCGUGGCGCCUCCCAAGAAGAAACGACGCUGCAAUAGGCUUGAUGAGCUUCAAAAGCUGACAGUCUCGCAUUAGAAGAAAGGGGUCUCCCCUGUGGAAAGCUCAUACCCCAUUGCCUUCCAUAGAAUCAGACCAGGGCAAUGACGUUCUUUCAUUUCAUCAACUGCUCGGCGCUCACCUUCCUGCCGCACUUCAUAUACUACAAGGCCACACCACUGUCCGACUACGACACCUUCACGACAAGCGCAAAAGCAGCGGCAGUUUACAUCGCCACCGCCCUUCUAAAACUCAUCUGCCAAGCCACGUUCCUACGAGUUCAAGAUGCAGACGUUUUCGAUCUCAACCAGGAGAUCCUCAAGGGCCUGAUUGGCUUUCUGGACAUCGUUGGCAUCUACUUUGCUCUGACGCAGCUUCAGUACCGCAACAUCUCCCAGAACCACAAGUUCCAGGCGGUCGGCUUAGGUUGGGCCUUUGCCGACUCCGUGCUCCAUCGGGCUGUCCCCCUGUGGGUGAACGCACGCAAGGCGGAGUCCUCCUGGGACGACCUCCUGCAGGGCUUCGAGGCGAACGCGAACCUGGUCUUCAACCUGUCGUUGGCGGCUCUGGCGUCCCUCAUCUGGCUCCGGAAAAGCAAGCCCGCCGGCCUGCUGCCCAUUCUGUACACAUUUGCGGGCGUGCACGCUGCGCUGCCUGUUGUCCUGAGCUACCUCCGUCUGGGCAAGGUUACCGACGGGGUGUCGGUCGUUGGCUUUGAGAUCGCCGCGGUUGUCGUUCUCGCCAUCAUAAGCUGGCGGCUAUUCGUACUCUGCAGCUACCGCAACAGCGCUUAAAACGGGUCGUUUGCCGUCAGACUGCAUGACGAUUAGCCCAACGGGAGUUGCGAUAUGGGGAAUUGUUGCUUGCCCGUAUUCAGCAGAAAGUGAUGAGGAUGACGAAGACGGAAAUGCAAUUCAUACAGAAUUAAGGAAGCGAAUGCUGUUGCAAACGGGCUUCGGUUAUGGUUAUCGUCGACCGUGGUGCCUCAACGCCUCAAAGUGCGACGUUUGAUUUUCGAAAGACCCGCUAAGUGCAGUCAACCGGGUCGAGAAGACGAUUGACUCAUCAUUAAAGUGCUCAUUCCAGGUGAAAGCUGCAAAUAUCAAAGUGCACUCGUUC
Klebsormidium nitens is the source of this 1319-nucleotide messenger RNA. The record is from the annotation of a GenBank genome assembly. Lineage: Eukaryota; Viridiplantae; Streptophyta; Klebsormidiophyceae; Klebsormidiales; Klebsormidiaceae.